CUGGCCUCAUCCAUUGGCAAUCGAAUGGACUGGAGGGCCGCUCGUGAGAAGGUUCUAGGUUUGAAUGUGCUGCUGCUGCGGCAGCAGUGCAGUGCAGUGUCGCGCAGGCGAGCAGAGCAGGGGAGAGCACAGCGAGGGAGGGAGGGAGGCGAUGAGCAGUGAGUGAUCAGCGAGCGCGAGAGCUUUACCUCAUCAGCCCCGACCCCGUCUCAGAAAGGCUCAGACUCUCUCACGCGAGUCGUCGGAGGGGGGCUCGAGUGUGAAACGCCCAUGGACGCUCAUGGACAUGGCACUGUAAAGCGCGCUGGAUCCAGAACUUUAUGAUCUGCCGAGGCUGCUGCUGCUGCUGCCGCUGCCACAGUUCGCUAGCGAGCACUAAAUUUAGGAAAGGACAAGUUUGGAGAACUUACUUUCGCAGAGCAGUGACAAUCGAUUUGGACAAUUCGGCAUUCAGCGUUGUGCUGUGGGGGAAAAUCAUUCUCGAAAAGAAUGACAGAUGCCCUCUCGAUGCAGCUCGCUCGCCUGGAAUGGGCGCAACCAUAGUGCCGAAAGUCCAAAAGCGCUCGAGUCUCAUCGCGGUGGUCUCGACAGAAGGGCAUUUCUCCGGUCUCAACAACCACUUUGAGAUUUUAGGAAGGCAUGCAAACUCCAGAGUCCAGACUGGCUCUUAGCUUCCAUGUCGAGCUGAUGAUGAUGACCGAUUCUUGUCUGGAUCAGUUGGCAAAUUGCUCAAUAAGACAAUGCUUCGAUCCAGGUCAUUCCAGGAUGACCCACAAAAAUCUGAUGAGGUGUCAAGGUGUAAGCGUCAAGCGUCGGUCGGUCUCAACUCUCUCGACUUCGCGCAAGCAUCAACUGUGUGAGUGAGUGGUUAGGCUUCUGGACCGAGUAGCGUGCUGCUGAAAAGGCUACGUUGUAUCUGACUCGAAAUUACCACACGUAGUAAGCAUGCACGAGUGAUUACCCUCCAUGCGACCUGCUGCUGAUGAUGAUAUUUUGUCUUUACAACUCAGAGAUACAUUUGCUGCAGGGCUUCGUAGACAGAUUCCUGGAUUCAUCUCUCAUGGAGAGCCUUCGCCCUCUUUUACAUAAUUCUUCUGCAUUUAACCCCGAAAGCCUUCAGUCAGACCAUUAUGCACUACGUGCUGCGCCCUUAUUGGCCCCGCGUACCCCAUUCUACUCAUUCCACUGUGCCUGCCUGCCUGCGUACGGGUUCGCUCUCUACUUCUCCUCGCCUGCGGUUACCCUGGAACAAUCCGUCGCAACAAACUCAUCUAAUCUCGUCGACAUGUCGUCGUAUGCCUGCCAGGCCUGCAUAUCUCAUUCACGUACUGUACGCUGAGCUUGGAGUCAUCGGUGCGAGCCUUUUGACCGCCCGGACCUCGUGAUUCCGCAUACAUUUUCUCGUAUCCGUGGGAAGAGGGGGUUGAGAAUGUCUCCCCGCCGCUAUUCAAGGCCUAGGAUUCCAAAUUGCGCCUUCAUUCAAAGCUCUUCUAUGUCGACUGACGAGAUUGAUCUUAUGGCUCCCGCUACGACGAGACGAACAUCGACGAGCUCGUGUUAUCAGACAGGCCCCUUCCAGGAUUUCGCCUGUCGAGGCUGGGUAGUCAAGGGUACGUGCAUAUUAUCAUAGAGCAUUGUUUUGGAACUCCACUGUGCUCGAGGAUGGCUUCUACUUUACCAUAUCAUCUGCCACCCGAACAUAUUCGAAACCACUGGAAAAACCUCCUUUUCUUCCCUGACGAUAUUGCAAAUUCUGAAGAACGCAAUAAGAGACGUCUGCUGGACCUGACUAGAACAGAGCUUCAGCAUCUGAAGCUGGGCUAGCGUCAAAGCCCUGAAGCGUGAUAAGUUAAUCUAUUGAGUAUAUUGUUUAGGGUUGGAUAAACUGUGGUUGCUGUAUAUAAAUUAAAUAUGUGAAAGAGUGUAGACUAUAAUUGCUAUAUAAGAACAUAAUUACAUGACAUGAGUGAAAUUCAGAAAGGG
Marchantia polymorpha subsp. ruderalis is the source of this 1983-nucleotide messenger RNA. The record is from the annotation of a GenBank genome assembly. NCBI's taxonomy places the organism in Eukaryota, Viridiplantae, Streptophyta, Marchantiopsida, Marchantiales, Marchantiaceae.